Cyprinus carpio (common carp) is the source of this 4878-nucleotide messenger RNA. Its product is annotated as protein phosphatase 1 regulatory subunit 12A-like. The coding region runs from base 104 to 3232 and encodes 1042 amino acids. The record is from RefSeq and is a predicted model, not a curated record. Gene Ontology annotation, cellular component: A band; cytoplasm; Z disc. Lineage: Eukaryota; Metazoa; Chordata; Actinopteri; Cypriniformes; Cyprinidae. Gene Ontology annotation, biological process: signal transduction. Gene Ontology annotation, molecular function: protein kinase binding; phosphatase regulator activity; enzyme inhibitor activity. The transcript has 26 exons.
CCCGCGCCGUCCCCUCCCACGCCCCAGCGCGCCGUGUCGGGAUAGUGGCAGUAUAAAGUAUAUCUUCCAUCCGAGACAGAUAAGAAGCGCCAGGCUAGAGGGGAUGAAGAUGGCGGACGCCAAGCAGAAAAGGAACGAACAGUUAAAGCGCUGGAUAGGCUCGGAGACGGAUCUCGAGCCGCCCGUUCUGAAGAAGAAGAAGACGAAGGUGAAGUUCGACGAUGGCGCCGUGUUCCUGGCCGCCUGCUCGAGCGGCGACACGGAGGAGGUGCUGCGAAUGCUCGACCGCGGCGCGGACAUCAACUACGCCAAUGUAGACGGCCUCACCGCGCUGCACCAGGCCUGCAUAGAUGAUAAUGUGGACAUGGUGACCUUCCUGGUGGAGCAUGGAGCCUGCAUCAAUCAGCCCGACAAUGAAGGCUGGAUUCCCCUUCACGCUGCCGCUUCCUGCGGAUACCUCGACAUCGCUGAGUAUCUUAUCAGUCAAGGUGCAAACGUCGGUGUAGUAAACAGCGAGGGAGAAACGCCACUGGAUAUCGCAGAAGAGGAGGCCAUGGAGGAGCUACUGCAAAACGAGAUCAACCGGCAAGGCUUGGAUAUCGAGGCGGCCAGGAAAGAGGAGGAGCGGAUCAUGCUAAGGGAUGCACGACAGUGGCUUAACAGCGGCCAGAUCAACGACGUCCGGCACACCAAGUCUGGGGGGACCGCACUGCACGUCGCUGCAGCCAAGGGAUACACUGAGGUUUUAAAGCUUUUAAUCCAAGCAGGGUAUGAUGUAAAUAUUAAAGACUACGAUGGCUGGACUCCGCUCCAUGCUGCUGCACACUGGGGCAAAGAAGAGGCCUGCCGGAUACUAGUAGAGCAUUUGUGUGAAAUGGACAUUGUCAAUAAAGUGGGUCAGACGGCGUUUGAUGUAGCUGAUGAAGAUGUCUUGGGAUAUUUAGAAGAGCUGCAAAAGAAACAGAAUCUGCUUCUGAGUGAAAAGAAGGAUGUUAAGAAGUCUCCUUUAAUAGAAACUACAACUACUGGGGACAAUAAUCAAUCUGUGAAACCACUGAAGAGUAAAGAAACACUUCUACUGGAGCCAGAGAAGACUGUCCCACGAAUCGAGACUCUGGAGCCAGAGAAGGUGGAUGAAGAAGAGGGGGAGGGGAAGAAGGAUGAGUCUAGCUGCUCUAGUGAGGAAGAGGAGGAGGAAGACUCGGAGUCUGAGAACGAAGCAGACAAGACCAAGUCUUCUGUUCCGUCGAGCAUUUCUAACAGUACACCUGCACCUGCUAGUAUUACCGUCACGUCCCCAACUACCCCAAGCAACCAGGUGACCACCCCAACCUCACCUACCAAAAAGGUGAGCACACCUCCAGGGAAGGUGUCUCCUAAAGAGGAGGAGAGGAAGGAUGAGUCUCCUGCAUCAUGGCGACUGGGCCUGCGGAAAACCGGCAGUUACGGAGCACUGGCAGAAAUCAGCACAACUAAAGAGGCACAGAAAGAGAAGGACACAGCCGGGGUGAUGCGCUCGGCCUCUUCUCCUCGCCUCUCAUCCUCACUGGACAAUAAGGACAAGGAAAAGGAGAAGGAGAAGACACGUCUGGCGUAUGUUGCACCAACCAUCCCGAGGAGACACGUUAGCACAUCAGACAUCGACGAGAAGGAGAACAGGGAUUCAGCUGCUAGUCUGGUACGUAGCGGCUCGUACACCAGGAGACGCUGGGAAGAAGACCUGAAGAACAGCGACGGAAGCGCCUCACAAAACAGAACCUCCAGCUAUCAGCGCAGUACGUCUCACACGCUAGCGUUAGGCCGCACGUCUAGCUCUCGCGACCUGCCCGCCAAAUCCUCCUCUGCCUCCAGCCUGGAACCUAACAACUCUAAAGCCUGGCAGCAGCCUUCCUCCUACUACCAGUCUUACAGCAUUCACCGCAGCGGAUCGUUUGGAAGGAGGCAGGAUGAUGCUUUAAGUUCCACUUCUUCCUCCACAACAACGACCUCCACCUCCUCUGUUACCUCACCCACCGGACAUCGCAGCCUGCUGUCCAGGUAUUGGGGAGAAGAGAGUACGGAGAAGGAGAAGGAGAAAGAGUCAGCCACGGUCAUCCCCACAAUCAACACUGCAGCCACCACCACUACCACCUCCACUACUGGAACUGUUCUGGGCUCUGACGGACGAGAGAGACGCAGGUACACACACGCACUGGAACAUAUUAUCACUGAGUGCGUUUUUGUACAGGAGGGGCAGUCCAGGAGGUCCACACAGGGUGUGACCUUGACUGAUCUCCAGGAGGCGGAGAAAACCAUCGGUCGCAGUCGUCCCACAUGGCCUCGAGAAGAGGAGAAAGAAGAGAAGGAGAAACAGGACAAGGAGAAACAAGAAGAGAAGAAAGAGACCGAGACCAAAGAGGAUGACUACAGGUCACGCUACCGCAGCUUUGAAGAGAAGUACCGGAACACCUUGGCCUCAACCACCACGGCCUCCUCCACCCUGCCUUCCUCCUCGUCUAGCAGCUCCUCUUCUCUGUACAGCACCACCUCUCUGAACCGGCCCAACAGCCUGAGCGGUCUCACUUCCACCUACAGCCACCGCACCACACGCGACACUGAGAGAGAGUCUGAUAGAAAAGAAAAAGAGGACGACAAGGACGCUGAAGACAAGUCCCAGCCACGCUCUAUACGUGACCGCAGACGACCUCGAGAGAAAAGACGCUCGACUGGAGUGCCCAUCUGGAGCCAGGAUAGCGACGAGAAUGAGCCAGAGCAGCUAUCAGACUCCGAAGAAGGCAGCACUAAAGGAGAGCCUCAGAGUGACAGACUAUCCAGGUAUGACCCUGUCUCUACUAGCUCUUCCUCCCUCGACCGUUACGAGUCUUUGAGUAGCCGUGGCAUUGGGGAGAGCCGGCGGCCGUACUCUCGCUUCGAAAGAGACGACACCACUGAUUAUAAGAAGCUUUAUGAACAGAUUUUAGCUGAAAAUGAGAAGUUGAAAGCUCAGUUACGUGAUACAGAACUAGAGCUGUCAGACCUGAAACUGCAGCUGGAGAAAGCCACACAGAGGCAGGAGCGCUUUGCUGAUCGAUCACAGCUGGAGAUGGAGAAAAGGGAAAGAAGAGCUUUAGAAAGGAAGAUCUCUGAGAUGGAGGAGGAGCUGAAGACGCUACCAGACUUGAAAGCAGACAACCAGAGACUAAAGGACGAGAACGGAGCGCUGAUCCGAGUCAUAAGCAAGCUUUCCAAAUAGAACAGACCUCCGGCAGUAACGGUAUUGCACAUCUAGAUAUUAACACGAGACAACGGCGACAAGAAGGCUCCGUGUCAGUCCCCAGCUUUCCCUCGCUUCUCCGCUCCAGCACCUCACCACUCACACAGAACCACUGCGUUUACAGAACUAAGGAAAAGCGUUAUACGAGAGAAUGGCAUUGAACACUUUGCGGGCGGGGAAAGCCUCGAAAAACUAUUUAACCAAUAAGCCUUAGUUGUACAUACGUCACUUGCAUCAAAUUUCUCUUGGCUGUCACAGAACACCUGAUUUUAUUUGUGCCACACUUUUUUUUUCUUCUUCUUCUUUUUGUGAUCUAUCCUUUUUUUUUUUUUUUUUUUUUGCUGUUGUUGAUGCUUUUUUUUUUUUUUGUUUUUUUUGCUCUUUAAUCUUUCUUCCUGUGUAGAUGUGUUAUGCAAUGUGCAGCUCUCUCCUUCCAUUUCCUUCCACCCCCGUCCCGAAUGGCGCCAGAAGUCCCGCCUCAUCCUCAGAGGCACUGUCUCUCAGCAGAAGACUUCCCAGCGUUCCACAAUGCUGGCCGCACGCGCACGCUCCGCACACUUCCUCCUCUCUCUCUACGGACCCCUGGCUUUACCGAUUAGGUGGACCUUGUGGAAUCGAAGCUUUCACUUAUGUGCAAUAUACGCGUUUCCUUCUCUACAAAUGCUUUAAGAUUGUUCACUCUUUCACCCCGGUUUCCUUCCUCUCCCCCGCCUUUCUUUGAGUUUGUAGUGUAGUCGUUGGUUUAUAUCUUGUACUCCUCACGUUGUUUUAGCAGGUACUGAGUGAAGUUGUAUAUACCUGUAUGUAUUGUUUGAGACCAGCACAUGGCAUGCGUUUAUGGUUCCCUGUCUGUUACUAUUGAAAUAUACCAACUCCAGAGGACAUAGUGUGUUUUAACUAUUUCCUUCUUCUUUUAUAGUUGAAAAUGUUAUUGGAUAACAAUAGAGCCGCCCUCUUCAGUUCUUCUCAGUUUUAAAAGUGUUCACGGUAAUUGUGAGAUAAUAAUAUAAUUGCUUCACUACAUUUCACACAUUUUAUUCUGUAUCUUUGGAAGAGUGCUGUUCAUUUUUUUUUCUUCCUUUCAUCUUUUUUUUUUUUUUUGUCCUUUUCCUGUUUAUUUUUCUUUUUAAGCUGUAGUAUUAGCCAAGGUGUUGUCACUAAAAGAAGAUCCUAGAUAUCGCUAACCCAGUCCUUUUUACAAUGUCUACAUGCACUGUCAAUGCCAUGUCAGGAGUCUUGCUGUCCGGUUUAGCGAACUUUUGCCACCGCAUCAGAUGAAGUCCAUGCAUCGGAAACACGUUUUAUGCAUUUCAGUGGCCUUUUACUUAAAAUACUGUAGUUGGAAAAAAAUGUCGCUGUAGUUGGACUGUCAGCUGUCUCCUCUUUGGUUUAGGUUUUUAAUAUAUAUAUAUAUAUAUAUAUAUAUAUAUAUAUAUAUAUAUAUAUAUAUAUAUAUAUAUAUAUAUAUAUAUAUAUAUAUAUAUAUAUAUAUAUAUAUAUUUUUUUUUUCCUUUUUAAAUUUCCCAUCAUCUUGUAAAAUAGAUGUGUGGCUUCAUCCGUGCAAGCUGUGCUGUGACUACCAACCACUGAGAGUUAAUUAAAAUAAACUUGUACAUUGUAAAAAU